CUAACAGUCACUUGUUUCAUGCCUGGGCUCCGUCCGAAAUGAGGAAUCUACAUCGUCCAUACCGCAGGGCAUAGCGAAAUGUACAAGCCUGCUCCUCGGAGAACCAAGAAAACGGAUAUUGUCCGGUCUCGCACGGGAUGUAGAAACUGUCGCGAGAGGAAAACAAAGUGCGAUGAGCAGAAACCGACGUGUGGGACUUGCGUCAGACUGGGAAAGGUCUGUGAGAGUAGUAAACCUGAUUUCAAAUUUCGCAUGGUAGACAGGCCGGCACGGCUUGAUUUUAUCAGAUCUCUGCAGCACACGGAAAGAGAUGUCUUCUAUUCUACAUAUUGGGAAGACAUAUGUCUCCCGGCAUUACAUCCAAUCUUCCGCUCAGCCUUCUGCUUAGCUAGCAGUAACCGAAUGAUGAACGAUGCUAUUCUGGCCCUGGCAGCAUGCAACCUGAGCCGCUUAUAUGCAGAAAAGAGAAAUAUCUCCGAAAAGAAUGCCCCAGCCCACAGUCCAAGUCUUACCCACCAGACCAGAAGCUAUUGGUACUACUCAUCAGCCAUUCGAGCAUUCACAUCACUACAAGAAGUCGACUAUCGAUAUAACGCGACAAUAGCCUUGACGGUUCUUUCUGUGUUUGCGCAUCUCGAGUCCUCGAUGGGGAAUUUCGAGGGGUUCUACUGUCAUUCCAAGGGCUUAUCGGCACUCCUUACGGAUUUUGAAGAGAUAGCGGGAGACCCAGUUGCGAAAAGCCUUCUCACAUCGUGGAUGCAGAUACGGUUUGUGGUCUGGUGGGCUCGUGCGUACUUUUGCUCGUUAGACGUACUGCGGCGGUUACCGUCAGUUCCGUUACCGAAACUGAUUGAGGGAAGCUUUAUGAGCUCGCUUUAUGAGAGACGUGUUGUUGUCUUGAGUAUCAUGUGCGAAUCGCACAGACUCAACUGCAAUGCGGCGCUGAAGCAUUGGAGCCCUCAAAAGGAGUACAAUGACUGGAAGGACCGCGGACAGUACCCGAUUGAUGACCAUAAUGAUGAAUUGAAUCAUUAUAUACUCCUGGCCGAGGAAGCCAGGAAGCUGGAUGAGUGGCUCUUGCAUCUCCCACCGUUAGAGCAGCCUCAACCAAUUGACCACGACGUUAACGAUACGCCAAUCUCUUUCCAAUCACACGAUGCUGCACUCAACUAUGCGUACUAUGCUCUUGCGCGGAUUAUGCAAUGUACUGACGGUUUGCGUCAUCUCAGCAGCAGAUCCAACCCAAAUUCCAACAAAGAAGAACCUUGGAUUCGACUACUUCUCCACAUAGCCAAAGAAACCAAGCCCCAUGUUUCUGCCUCCCGGAACAGCUACACAAUCGGUUUCUCAGGUCUGCUCCUAGCCGCGCUCCUCCGUUGUCAGAAUCUUUCUCUCAGCUUCGAGAUCCAGAACUGGCUCCAGAAUCUUGAGAGCAUCCAGCCUACAGAGGAAGGCGCUUUUCCAGUCUACCAGGCUGUGGGCGUGGCUAAAGCUAUUAACUGGCAGAGAAUGAUGGGGAGGGAUAUAUAUAGCGUUACGCAACCAGUUGAUGAUGAUGGAAUACCGAAAGUAACUGCGUAUAACAGCCAGUCGAUUGAUAGGAUGUUGCUUCAUGGGAGGUGUCAGCUAUCGGGCAAGUUUUUUACGGAGUGCAUUUCUAUUGAGUUGUAUGGUUAG
This is a messenger RNA of Aspergillus ruber CBS 135680, 1677 nucleotides long. RefSeq lists its product as uncharacterized. Lineage: Eukaryota; Fungi; Ascomycota; Eurotiomycetes; Eurotiales; Aspergillaceae. Gene Ontology annotation, biological process: regulation of DNA-templated transcription. The transcript is spliced from 3 exons. The record is from RefSeq and is a predicted model, not a curated record. Gene Ontology annotation, molecular function: DNA-binding transcription factor activity, RNA polymerase II-specific; zinc ion binding. The coding region runs from base 79 to 1677 and encodes 532 amino acids.